GUAAAACGUCAUGGUCUUCGCUGAUGAAUGAAUUUUCGGUACAGGAGUCCUCCGCUUUGACUUCAUAAAUUAAGUGUUUUUCGGAUCAAAUCCCAAAUAAUUUAUUAAAUUAUGGCCAUUGUAGGUAGAGUAGGCAAUUUCAAGUUAUUAAAGAGCAAAUCAUCACCCAUCACUGUCCAGGUCUGCUCUUUAGGAACUGACGCUGCAGCAGCAUGGAACAUGAAGAAAUCGCUGUACGCGGCGAUGGGUGUUGCUGCAGGAGGAAUUGGUGCUUUGAUGCUUGCUCUAGAUCAGUCCGUCAAAGCGUACGAUUGGCCCUGCCAUCCACCUCACUAUCCUUGGUCUCAUAAGCCUCUUUUGGGUGCUUUCGAUCACGCAAGUAUACGAAGAGGUUUUGAAGUGUACAGAAAUGUAUGUUCGGCCUGUCAUAGUUUACAGUUUAUUCCAUUCAGGCGAUUAGUUAAUGUUGCUUACACUGCUGAGGAAAUCAAAGAUAUAGCCGCUGAGUACCAAAUACAAGACGGUCCUGAUGAUAAUGGAGACAUGUUCAUGCGUCCUGGUAAACCGAGUGAUUACUUUCCUAAACCAUACGUCAACACUGAGGCAGCUAAAGCUGCAAAUAACGGCGCUGCUCCCCCUGACCUGUCUCUGAUUGCAUUGGGUCGAGAAGGAGAAGGAGAUUACAUUUUCUCUUUGCUGAAUGGCUAUCAUGAGGCCCCAGCUGGUGUAGAAGUACCCGAAAAUGGCAAUUACAAUCCAUAUUUCCAAGGAAGUGUUAUCGCAAUGGCCCCGCCGUUGUACGACGGAAUUAUCGAAUACGAAGACGGAACUCCGGCGACAAAAAGUCAGUUAACAAAAGAUGUUGUCACUUUCCUUGCAUGGUGCGCUCAACCAGAGAUGGAAAAACGAAAAUUAAUGGGAUUAAAAUUGAAUUUAUUCUUAAUACCAUUCGCUGCUAUAUUAUUCUAUAUAACGAGGCUUAAAUGGGCACCCCUGCGAGCAAGACAAGUUAUACUUAAAGAAUUAGCUAAGCAAACUAAGAAAAAGUAAACCGUGAAUGUUGAUUGAUGCGUGUAUUAGUUUUUAAUUAUGUAAUAAAAUGUAUCCGAAAUACAUUGAUAUUUCUGCUGGUUA
Planococcus citri (citrus mealybug) is the source of this 1134-nucleotide messenger RNA. Its product is annotated as cytochrome c1, heme protein, mitochondrial-like. Gene Ontology annotation, biological process: mitochondrial electron transport, ubiquinol to cytochrome c. The record is from RefSeq and is a predicted model, not a curated record. Bases 112 to 1050 code for a protein of 312 amino acids. Gene Ontology annotation, molecular function: heme binding; electron transfer activity. The transcript has 8 exons. NCBI's taxonomy places the organism in Eukaryota, Metazoa, Arthropoda, Insecta, Hemiptera, Pseudococcidae.